Sphaerodactylus townsendi is the source of this 6818-nucleotide messenger RNA. It is a transcript of the gene RAB36, whose product is annotated as RAB36, member RAS oncogene family. NCBI's taxonomy places the organism in Eukaryota, Metazoa, Chordata, Lepidosauria, Squamata, Sphaerodactylidae. The record is from RefSeq and is a predicted model, not a curated record. Gene Ontology annotation, molecular function: GTP binding; GTPase activity. The transcript has 13 exons. The coding region runs from base 361 to 1164 and encodes 267 amino acids.
GUGAUGUGACAGGGAGCUUGCUGCAUGAACUGCUGCAUGGUGGGAACUUACAGAGCUGCAGCUUCCCACAGUCAGCUAGAUUCCAGAUGAACUGUUCUGAUGAACCAUGUCCAGAACUGUUCAGAUACUUGACGACAACAGCCAAAGUGGUAUUUGCAAUAAAAUGAAAGGCAGAAGAAUACCGUAGCCUCGAGAACUGGGAAAACAAAUCAAGGGUAUAUGCAGCAAUGGCAAAGUUAACAAACUUGUGAAUAAGAGACCCAAUCAAGAAUUCCAAUUAAUAAAAAUAGAAAAUGUGUGUUUCAUGCUACUUACCAAAAUAAGAUCAGCAAUGAAGAAAGGACAGAUUGAAUUUGGGCAAUGAAGACCACCUUACUGCAUGUUGUACCACCAGUGAGCAGAGACAGAAUAAUCUCUCACUUCCCAAAGUGGUACACACCUGAAGCCUGCCUGCAGUUCAAAGAUCACUUCCACACCCAAGUGAGGAGCGCCUGUCAGCGACGGAACAUUGGUGCUGUCGGGCUGAAAAUAUCCAAAGUGGUUGUGUUGGGAGACCUGUAUGUUGGAAAAACAAGUCUCAUCAACAGGUUUUGUAAAGAUGUGUUUGACCGUGAUUACAAAGCAACUAUUGGAGUGGAUUUUGAAAUUGAACGUUUUGAGAUAGCUGGAGUUCCAUAUAGUCUUCAAAUAUGGGACACUGCAGGUCAAGAAAAGUUCAAGUGCAUUGCAUCGGCUUACUACCGAGGAGCAGAGAUUAUUAUAACGGUCUUUGAUUUGGCUGAUAUCCAGACUUUGGAUCACACCAAACAGUGGCUUGAGGAUGCACUGAUGGAGAAUGAACCAGAGUCCAGCUUCAUCUUUCUAGUUGGAACAAAAAAAGAUCUAGUGUCUGCUGCCACGUGUGAGCGGACAGAACUGGAUGCCAUUCGCUUUGCCAAUGAGAUGCAGGCUGAGUACUGGUCAGUUUCAGCCAAAACAGGGGAAAAUGUCAAGGAGUUUUUUUCCAGAGUUGCUGCAUUGGCCUUUGAAAAGUCCAUGCUGAUGGAACUGGAGAAGAGCAACAGCCGCAUGGCCCAGAUUGGUGCAGGAAACCUUAUCAAUAUAGAAGAAGCUUCAGUGGAGGCUUCAGAAACCAACCACCAAGCCAACCUAAAUUGCUGCUAACGGCCAGACAGACUUCUCCCAACAGCAGUACUUCGGGAAGCUAAAACCUGGAACAAAGAAGAGAGCAGGGAAGAAGCAGUGUAAACCUUCCCUUUGCUUGGUGUUGUGUUGCCUUCAGUGGUGCAGCCUCCUGUGUUUGCACGAUGGGAGUCUAUCUGCCUUUUCCUGAAGAGGAUGUUGGCAACUCAGCCUACCUUGUCUUCAAGAAAAUUGUCAUAUGCUGAUCUUAUACAACCUGUUUUCUUCUCCAGGAGAAGUGAUAGCAUGCUUGACUAUAGGGAGAAUCUGGAACAAGCUGUUGUAUCUUUUGGAAAAUUGAGUUAGAGUCAGACUGAUGGGCUCACCAUUUGCACUCUCUUAUUAUGGCAGCUUCAAAUCUUGGUUAAACUGAGCCUUGGUUUAGUGUAAACCCUGGGUUGUUAGCAGUGUCAGUUUAAUCUUUAGCCAUGGCUGAGAUCAGCAGAAGGAAUUUGCACUUGACAGAGGAUAGAGUAUGCAAUCCCAUAGUUUAUUCCUGAAUCCUGGUUUAAGAGAUAGACCAUAUUAAUUUCCACACUGGCCCAUGAAUGAAUGUCGUCUGUAUUAUUUUGAAAAGCUUUAUAGAAUAAACCCACUAUAUGCUGUUUUAGAUCUCAAAGGACUGUUGUACAAAGCACUGGACCCAUUUCUAAUGUAGUGCAGUCUAUAUGAAAUCAGAUACAUUACUUUGAACUAAAUAUACUUCUGAUUUCCUUUGUAAGAUUUUUUUAGGAGCCAGAUUUUUAGAAGCUAAUUUAUUAGCUUUGACCGAAUCUAAUCAGAGUGAAGUUCUCAAAAAGACCAGAGGUGAACAUGUUCAGAAUUCAAAACUGGUCCAAGACAAAUCAUUUGGUAAGUAGUUUGCCAUCUGAGGAGGAUUGGGAGCAAGAGAUGAACCAAUCUUGCCUUUGCUUCUGACUUAAGUUACAGAUCUGAAGCCAAAUUGUACCUCUAGAAACAGCUCAGGUUUUCUCUCUUUGUCCAAUGAUACCAGUGUCACAUUAUUUCGAUGGGGAAAGACAGUAGUCAUUCUCUUUGGAAGGAUGAGAGAAUGUGUGGGUUGAAUGGAGGCAGGAUUCUUUAUCAAUAGCACUAGCAUUUUUAAUGCUACUGUCAUCUGACGUUCAUGCAGCUCCUGUCACGUCUGUUGCAACAGGAGAUGACGCUUUGAAUCAUGUGUUUCAUUUCAGCAGAUAGCACAGCCCACCUGAAAAACAGAAGGGCAAACAGAAGGGAUGGGUUACCCCGGGGACACAGGCAUGAAUAACAAGGCACUGAUCUUGCGGUCUGAUCAUACGCUGGCUCGAAGUCCUUGGCUAAUUUUUUAUUUUUAGCCCUUUCCAUGUUUCAGGGUACAAAAUAAAAUACACAUUACCCUGUAAAAUCAAGGAAAAAGAAUAGGUUCGGUGCAGCUCAUACAAAUCUCACAUUCUGAAAAUGCUAAGAUGUUUGGGACUGCUUGUAUUUGUCCAUCUAAGGUGGGAGAUGGGAGGAAAGAGAGGUUUAUGAAAUUAUGUAUAGGCUGAAAAAUGACUGAACAGGAAAUCUUCUGCUUUUUCAUCAUCCAGACUAAACAUUCCCUAAAUCCAGAGCUGCUGUCCAGCAGGGUAGUCAUGCAGCUAGUUCCUGCUUUUACUCUGUAAUGCCCGCUGUUAAGUAGGUGUAUGUCCCUGCCUGUGUUCCACAGCAUGGUCCCCUGAUUUUGUUCUGAAUUUAUUACCCAACAAUUUCAUUGGGUGCCCCCAGUUCUAGAAUUAUGGGAGGAGAAACGGCCAUAGAAAAUAUAUGAAAAAAGUUCAAGAAAUUAAAAAAAAACACCCAAGCUCUCCCCCAACAGAAUUUAUGACAGUGGCCAAUAGUAGAAAAAAAAUAUGGACACUGUCAUGUCAGUGACUGUUCGUUCUGGUAACUAAAAAUGGACCUACUUUAUACAUAGGCAGUGAAUCUUUGAGCUUCAGAUGAGACCUAUGAACAGAAGAAAGCCACAAGGUUUACUCUCUGCUUGCUAGCUUCAUUGGGCAUCAGAGGCAGUUUCUGGCAACAGAAGCAAGCAAGAGUCUUGGACAUGUUAAAGCAGCAGCUUUCGUUAGCAUUGCCAGUUUUGAUCAGUAAAUCUUGGUACAACCAGCUAUAACCUAUGAAAGUUGGAAAUAGAGUUCUGCAUCAGGUGGACCUUUGAUUUCUCGUAUCGUAUGUCAUUCUUUGGAGCAUCAUAUUGGGUCCUUUAAUAAUGCGCAGUCCUUGCUUCCAUCAUCCUUUAGCAGUGUAAUGGAAUUGAUUGGAUGCCACCACUGUUUCAUUUCAUUUGGGGCUGCAACCUUUGCCCAGGGACACUGUGGGAAAAUUGGAAUAGGUUUUGUACCAAAUCUUGUCCCAUUUGUUCUUCCUAAAGCACAUCUAUUUUUAUUGGAGGUAGUAGCUAAUUGGUUUGUAAAAAAAAAAAAAUUGGCUUGUACAAAAAAAUACAAACCCUGUAACCUAACACAGAUCACAUUACGGCAGCCAAGAAAUUGCUCAAACUGGAUGAUGUAAGGUUUGGCUGAAGGAUAAGACACUCACACCCAUUUGUUCGUAAUUUCUUGGGCAGAUGCUCAUGUCGUGGCUUAGCUUUUAUUUAUGUGUGUUAAUAAGGAAAAGCCAUCCGAGAGAGAGAAAGUGCUCCUGUAUGCUUGUCAUGCAGCAGCCUGCCCUUCUUCUGGUAGGAGAAAAGGACAGCGCUGGCAGCAAUACGGACUUGGGAAAAGGCCUGACAUUGUGUGAGGCCAGCUGGCAAACCCUUCUCCUUGUCCUGCCCAUGUGGCCACACAAUUCCUUUACUGUCUCCCUUAAGGAAUGAUUUAGGGAGGCUUGCAGGGGGACAGGCUGUAUAGCUGUGGUAAGAGGGAAGAAGCCAAAGCAAUUUCUCCCACGAGGAACAGUUACCUUAACUGAUGUACUGAUUGUUUAGACAGUGAUUGUUUAGACAUACAAGACAGUGUCAUGCUGAGGCGGAGACCCACCCUCUCAGUUUUUACUUUCCUUGCUUCAGUUCUGCUUGCUCCCCCUUCCCCAACUUCCUUUUUGCUGUCUUUCUACCCCCCUGGCUACCUGUGCCAUCUUAUUACCUGUUUGUCACUUCUCCUGCGUCAUUCCUGUCAGAGCACGAUGUAACAUGUGUCUGAUCAUCAAAAUCUAACUGACAGCUAGCUGUCAGAUAACGCCUGACACAGCCUCAUUCUGGGAUUGAUUGGCAAUAGACUGUGAUAGGCCAGUAAACCAGAUGUAAGGCUGCAGUAUACUGAGGACUAUGAGGCACUUGUCUUCGCUUUGCCUUGCGAAGCACUUUGCUUGAGUGAGCUAUACUUGUGAACUAAUAAAUGUAGGACCGCUUCUGUGAAGCUGAGCUGCUGUGUGUGUCUGACUUCCUACUGCAUUCCAGUGUAUUGUGCUACUCUGCUAUAGGGGCUUUACUCCAUACCUUCACAAUUCCUCCUUUUCCCACCUGCUUGGCUCCCUCCCUAUGUUGGGUAUUAUGUGCUCCCCUUUUUGGUUCCCAUUUUACGUCACCCUUUCGAUCUUCCAUGUACCUUAUUGCCUUCCUCUGUGCUUUUAUUCUCCCACCCCAUGCUUAUGACUUUGUCUCCUCCCCACUUUCAUACACUGGCUUCCUUUCUUCCCUCCCAUCCCCAUAAUGUCACUUUGGUCCUCCUGUCUUCUCCACACUCCUUCCCAUCUCCCCGCCCCCACCAUUUUCUGUGUCAUCUUCAGCUGCUGAGUGCUCUUUGUAGUUGCUUUGGGAACCCAAAAUACCACCCUAAUGGAUUGCCCUGUGAUGAUGCUGUUGCCUUUGUUGAUCACCCCUCUUUUUUUAUAAAACAGAUUUUCUGCAAAUCAGAGAGAUCCUUCUGUGUGGUAGAAAUAUGCACCUAAGCCAGUGGUUCGCCACCAUGGACCUAAGCCUUCUGUGGCCUGUUUGGAGGAUUUUUGAUUGGAAUGGGGGCCAUUCAACAUAAAUACUCUGAAGUCAGGCCCAGGAUAUAAGUAAAAAUUCCAUGCCAUGGGACCAUGGAUAGAUAGGAGAAAUAUUUGCAAAAAGAGCUGAAAAGGGUGGGUUUUAUAAAAACAUCAGAAAAACAUUUUUGGGUGUACCAGAAAUGGACAGUCAAUGCAGAUUUAUUUAUUUCAUUUGUAAUUGGUAUACAACAUAUUAGCAAAUUCAUAAAAUGAAAAUGAAAAAAUAAAAUCAUAAAGUCAACAAUUUAAAUAAAUUUCCCAAUAUAUUAGCCAGGAACAGCACCUUAAUCCAGUCUAAACAAAAUUUAAAAAAGGGGGGGGGUGUAGAGAGAGAAGCAGAAGUAGAGUGAGGUCAGUUCUGUUGGAGUGCUGUUGCUGCCAUCAACUAAAGGCCUAACACAGGGGUGUCCAACUCUGGUGCUUCAGAUGUUCAUGGACUAUAAUUCCCAUUAGAAUUGUAGUCCAUGACCAUCUGAAGCACCAGAGUUGGACAUCUCUGGCCAACAAAAUAGCUCUGUCUUGCAGGCCCUGUAGAACUUUGAUAGGUCCCGCAGGUCUCAGGUGUCAUGAGACGGAGCAUUCCACCUGAAGAAGCUCAGGCCCUGGUGGAAGACAGCCGGAUGUCUUUCAAGGGGAUCACUAAUAAGUUGUUCUCCAUAGAGUGAAGCACUCUCCUGGGGGUGUAUUUGGAGAGGCUGUCCUGCAGUCCCAGACUAUCAGAGUCAAGUCAUAGGACUUAUAUUGUUUUACGUUCUGCUGUCUUUGCUAAGCUUCCAUUCAGUCUUUUGUGACCACUAAUAGAAUAGCAUCUACUUUUUGUCAUAUUUCAAAAUCAGAGUUUUUUCACUCUUUGGAUGGGAUCACUAAAAGGCAAUAGAACUACUUAGAUGUAUGUGUUUGUUUAGCCUUUUCUAAGGGCAGUCACUAGUGUGUGUGUAUGUGUGUAUGUGUAUGUGGCGGGGGGAGGGGGAGCGCAGUGGUUUUCCACAAUACUAAAUACUUCUGUGAGCACAUAGCCAUUUUUGGUGCUGGAUGCCACAGGAGUCUUGUCUUCAUUGCCCCAAAGAUUCAUUUUUUUGUUUUCAUUUUUUAAAAAUAAGGCUCUCUGCCUGGAUGCAUCCUGCUGCUGAGCCUGGUAUGUUGAGGCUUGAUGUAGUUGCCAUGUAAGAAGGACAUUGUGCACAUGUUCAGAAACACCCUCUUCAUUAGCAGCUCAUAUAUUCAAGGAUUGCAUCCUGGCACUGAAACUAGGGGAACUGAUUAAUCUCUGGGGAAAAGUCUACUCAGCCUAGGGUGGGUGGCAAUGGGCAUUAGUGGAUGAUGGCAGAAUUUCAGGAGCUGUGACAUUUCCUGAUAGAUCAUCAUCUAUUUUAGUUACUAAUAUAAGCAACUGGAGAGCAAACAAGCCACUUGGAAAGUGUUGCUCCUACAAAAUGUUCUUGAACAAGGAUUGAAGACUGUAAAUGAACAUUGUCUAUGCCUAAACUCUAAAUGACUUUUGUUGAGAGCACUGGGUGUUAGCCUGUUUUUGAAAACCAUUCUAGCUGUUUUAUGGUCUUCUUACAGUUUGAGGUCUGUUUCAUGUAUAUCUUUAUGCUGUUUUAUGUCUCUGGCUUGUUUUAAUAAUAAAGACUUAAUAUUAA